GCCUGUAACAGAUCAAGGCUAUGUACACGGCUCUCGAGGUAUAUGUCUGUCUGGUGGUUCUAAAUUUGUGCUGCAUUCUUCAUGCAAUGUGUCACACGGUGAGUUAACUGGUUGCUAAGUAUGCAGUAUCGCUAAGUUUGACGUCAUUCCCUGACUGCUGAGCACUGAAUCUAUUACUCAUUAUCUGCCCUUUCUUACUGGCUAAGAAACUACAGCUAAUUUUGGGAAUCAGCGCAACCUACCGAUUAGUUAGUUAUUUGCUAGCAGAUGACUAACUAAUCGGUAGAUUGCGCGCGCAAUGCAUGAUUUCCUUUCUUCCUUACGACGGUGUGUUUGUCGUUAUUUUCCUCAAAACAUAAAACAAUUAUUAGGUUCGGUUUUUGUGGCAUCCCGAAUAAUCAAGGGUUCGGUAACUGUUAUCAGCCUCGGCCUUCGGCUCGGCUGAUAAGACUUACCGAAACCUUGAUUAGUCCGACCUCAUCCUCCAAUAAUUGUUUAAUUUAUGAUAGAGGCAAUCCCUACUACCUCCGACUCCGGAAAGAGGUCGGGGCUGAAUUUCCUGAGCUGAUUCACUGGUCUCGUGUGAAAGGAAAGCCAGUUUGUAUGUAAAAAAAUGCAGUUUCAAAAAUAUCCGGAUUCGUGUAGACGGGAACUGUCCUACUGCCUACAUUUGUCGUAUACAUGUAAAUAAUGUUCCCGUUAUUCGAUCUAUGACAAAAGAUGACUGAUAACUAAAUCCCUCACUUUCAUUUUCAUUUUCAAUGAGCAAGAUAUCUUUGACGUUUGUAUUUAUGAAUUAAAUUCCCUUCAUGGCUAGUAAUUAAUUGGAAGCAUAUGCUGUUACCGUUCAUUCUUUGGUGGUCUUGUCCUUCUAUCACCCUGGAGAAUUGAAGUGCCUAGAGUAAAGUCCUAAACCAAAAUUGAAAAUUUGUGACCCAGUCAAGAUCCUUUUUCUUUUCAGUUCUUUUUUAAACAAAACGUGAAAGCAUUAAAUUUGUCGCCAUCUUAAAGUAGCUUACGCAACAUUUAUUAUUUUUUUCUGGAAUUUUCGGAUCAAAGAUAAACCUUUGUCAGUUGCCGGAGUCAGCUGAAACUAUCCUAUAAAGCUUCCCUCGUGAUUACGUCAUGCGCAUGAAACAAUAUGAAAAGAAAAGAAAAUUCGAUCAAGUAGGUAAAUACCAUGAUGAGAUCGAGAGCUAAAAAGCAUGACUGAAAGUGUUAGCCAGAUUUGUAAGAACAAGCAAUUUAUUUGAUAUUAAGCGUCUCGUCGUAGAAAGGGAUAACUUUUUUUGACUUUGUUACAAUGAAAUGCACCUGACUUUCACCUUCACGGCCAUAAACAUCUUUGCUGACAGACGGCCAACAUCAUUGCAACAUCAUAAUAUUGGCAAAUUAGGUCGAUAAAUAGGGUCUAAAACGGGCAACUCCCUUAAGCGACAAAAGACGCCUGGAGCAAUUAAAAUGGGCGCGUAGAAGGUUGUCUCUUGAAGAAAAACCAACAAAACAAGCCAGGAAAAAAUGUUUCCAUAUAGUUAUAACUAGCUGUUUUCCCUAAAAAAAUGAAGAGAACAUACAAUGCUACUUUGAAAUAACCGUUUUCCAAAUCGGGCGUUAUAAUAUACAGUUUGUACAGAAAAAAACAUCUAAUUAAAUUGCAAUGUCAUUCAUCCAAGUAAGGCAAGGAUUAUGCAACAGUAGUUUGCGGUCGUCGCUCAUCGCACAUGAUAAGCAAUUCCUGGCUUCGAAAAUGGUUGGCUUCGAGAGAUGUUUGAAUAGCAUUUGACAUAGAAACAAAACGGGUAUUGAGUGUCACUGUUAGUACUAUACACUCACCUGGAUGAGUAUGUUCCACCAACUUAUGACAUAUCUCCUAGACUCAAAACAAUAACAACCUUUUUGCAGUCUUUUUUUCGAGAAAGAAUACGAAAUGAGAUUUGUUGAAUCAAAACACUUAUGUGCUUGAACGUAUCUGUAUUCAGUGAAAUAAUCACCGUUUGGAAAUUAUUUUCGAUGCAGACUUCCUGUUAUAAGGGUACGCCACGAAAAAAAAAAAAACAAAAAUACAGUGCUACCCAUUUUUUUCCAGGUGAAUGCAGAACUGAGAGUGGUCGCUUAUGAGCAAACGUUUUUGAAUAGCGUUUGAAGAGAAUCGUUUAGGGAAGAAUCCGGAACAAAAUUUGUCGGAUCAAAACUCUUAUGUGCGUGAACGCAUCAGUAAAAUAUUGGAAGUUCUUUUCACGCAUCCAGACUUCCUGUUGUCAGGGUACGCAGCCGGAAAAUCAAGGUGCAAUUCCACUGAACUAGGCAUUUUUUUCUCUCAGGUAAAUGCCGAAUUUAAAUUGCCAAGGAACUGCAGAUGGAACCAGAUUUCUGUGCUAAAACCAACUGGAACUGAAUGUUUCAAUUGCCCGGAGUGUCCCGCGGGUCAGGGCCUUGUCCCGCAGUGCGGCUCACGUAUCACUGCUGACGUCAGUGUGGAGUGUGUACAUUGUCAAACAGGCGAAGGUUACUCCUACAAGCGCGAUAUUUCAUCUUGCAAGCCGUGUACAGUCUGCGACCCAAACGAGCAAACAAUCAGUCUUUGUACAUCUUCAAAAAAUGCUGUUUGUGGAAAAUGCAAAUCUGGGUAAGAUAUAGUUGCACGCCCCAGUUGUUCAAAAGCUUGAUAACGCUAUCCACUGGAUAAAUCGCUAUCCAGUAGAUAGCGUCGAUAAGUUGGCUUGAAUCGUCUCGCCUGGGUUUUCAUAUAUAUAUAUUUGGAUUUCCUAAUUUACUUGAACUGUGGGGUGAAGAAAUAAAUGCAGAGAAGUUCAUGACAGUUAAAGACGCAAUCUAUGCAGUUGUGAAAAGGAGCCUGAAAAAAUUUGAGGCUUGCCUGGAUUCGAACCCUGACCUUUGCGUUAUCAGUGCAGUAGCGCAAUUGAGCUAGCAAGCCAGCUGGGAGCUGAUCCAGCCUUAAAUUGGUUCUUAAUAUACUCGAUGAAGAUGGAUAUAUGAAUUUCAAAUAUUUGAACUGCAGAGUGAAGAAAUAAAUUCAGAGAUCAUCACAAUUAAAUGCGCAACUUAUGCAGUUCCUACAUACUGUCCGGAAUUUAAAAAUACGCAAAUAAAAGUGAAAUUACAGUUUCUCGUCGAGGAAUGUGGCUCGAUGUUAACCUGCAAUCAGGCGUCCUUCCUCUCUUUUUCUGUCGCCGACUUUCGCACUUCUGCCGAAAAAAAAAAAAAUUCGCCCGAUCGCAGGUUAGGUUGAAUGUCAAUUGUACCCACCAUUGUGACACUGACAAAAAUCCUGAAUCUGAGGCACACGACAAAAGUAUUGAGAAAUGGCAGUUCCAGUUUCGGGUCCUCUCGUCUCACAAGUCAAUGACUAGUUCCAGUGUUAUAAGGGCUCAGUUGAGAAGCUUUCCAUCCGGGUACUUUAAGUCGUAAUGGAAUUACAGUAAACACCCGCAAAUAAGAACCUAUGAUUUUGGGGCUCAGGCUGAUCUAGUUCUUAUUUACCUGGUGCUUAGUAAGCAGCAGCCUGAAAUGUUCUUAAAAUUUGUUUCAGAAAUGCUAUACAUUAUACCUUACUAGGGGUUAAUUAACAUACCAUGUUUUAUCACUUACAAUAAAUGAGCUAGUGCUGUAUUGCUCUUAGAGUUUGUAUGGUCCAGCACACUGUAGUACAUGUACUUCAGUUAGUAUGAGUUACUGCAUUGGUUUAUUAUUCUGACAUCCUAUUCUUUUUUUGUUUAAGAAGGCCAGUGUUUUAUUUACCAGAUCUCUUCUGGGCUGAAUUGGUUCUCACAUAUGUGGUGCUUUAUUGGCUAACUUUCAGCUUGAUGUUCUUGAUCCACUUGUUCUUAUAUGCGGGUGUUUACAGUAUUUAAAAGGCGGUUUGCGUGGAUGCCUUGCUCUGGAAAUGCCUUCCAUUCCUGUUAUUUACACCUAAAUUUAUAGCUAUAAUAGUUUUAAAUUGUCGAUAAUUUGUAUAGGUAAUAGCAUGAUUUGUAGUGAUAUUUGGCAUAAAUACUUCGAGUGAUAUUUCGAAAUUGUUAUAAGUAAUUUCACGAGCCGUUAGGCGGGUGAAUGUUGAGACAAUUUUGAAAUAUCACAAAUGGUAUUUAUGCCAAAUAUCACGUACAAAUCAUGCUAUUAUUUGUUUAUACUACUACUCGCAAAAGGUUUGUAACUUUCACAUGUAGGUAUUUCAAAUCAAGCUGAAAUACCACUGCUCUAAGCCAAUCAAAUUACAGAAAUUUCUCAUGUAGUAGUAUAAACAAUGUAAUUCGUUACAUGCCAUUUAAGUGCGUGUGUACAUUUUAUUUAUUCAAACCGCAGCUACUAUCGAGCCGUCACUGGCGACUGCCACCCAUGUUCGUGGUGUUGCAUUGGUAGUAAAGAAACAGAUAAAGAACAACAAUGCAUCGAGCAGACCAACCUGCCUGUCAAUCAAGUGUGUCGCUAUGACGUUAACACCAUAAAGUGUAAGCCCAGGAGAAACAGCACAACUGCUUAUGCGUCAGCCACUUCCGCUGUAAUAAAACCAACAGGGUCAGAAGGUCUAUUUGGUUAUGGAACGGAAGAUGAAAAAGGAAAAAACGGAGUUUUGUUGGUAUUGAUUUGUGUUUCGCUCGUUUUGGCCGUCAGUAUUGUGAUUGGCUUUCUGUACGUAAGCCAUCGAAAAACCCUAUUCCUGUUUCAUUCAGGCUGGAAGAAGUCUUUUGACGACAGCAAUGGUAAG
This is a messenger RNA of Porites lobata, 4726 nucleotides long. The record is from the annotation of a GenBank genome assembly. Lineage: Eukaryota; Metazoa; Cnidaria; Anthozoa; Scleractinia; Poritidae.